Molecule: messenger RNA, 4507 nt
Organism: Cavia porcellus (domestic guinea pig)
Lineage: Eukaryota; Metazoa; Chordata; Mammalia; Rodentia; Caviidae
Gene: Kpna3
Product: karyopherin subunit alpha 3
Exons: 17
Coding region: 483-2048 (521 amino acids)
Biological process (GO): NLS-bearing protein import into nucleus
Cellular component (GO): nucleus; cytoplasm
Molecular function (GO): nuclear import signal receptor activity; protein binding
Source: RefSeq, a predicted model, not a curated record
AGCCGCACGCACAGCGAUCCCGGCAUGCUCCUUGUUCUCUCUGGGCGUGGGGAACUCCUUGGCCGGAUCCUGGCAUGCUAGGAAAUGUAGUUGUAGACCGCCAGGAGUCUGGGGGGCGAUAAAAGCUGCUGAGUCCCGCUCCAUUUCUGGCACCCGACUUGCAGCCCCAACGGGAGGCCCUACUGAGGGGUAGAGACCAGGGUCAUCCUAAGAGCCGGUCAAGCGAGCAUCCGGGCCGCUUGCCCCUCUGGGCGCGCGCAGCUCCUCAGCGCGGCCGCCCCGCCUGGCCGGCAGGGCCCGGCCCGGGCGUCAGUCAGCCCGCGCCUGCCCCGGCGCUGCUGCCACCUCGCGCUCGGAGGCGUCACGGAACGUGCGCUCUCCCCCCGCCCUCCCCUCUCCCUGCCCUCCUCCCCCUCCCGCGCUGAGUCUCGCAGCAGCCGCCGCAGCCGCAGGAGUAGCCGCCGCCGGAGCCGCGCGCAGCCAUGGCUGAGAACCCUGGCUUGGAGAACCACCGCAUCAAGAGCUUCAAGAACAAGGGCCGCGAUGUGGAAACAAUGCGAAGACACAGAAAUGAAGUGACAGUUGAACUACGAAAGAACAAAAGAGAUGAACACUUACUGAAAAAGAGAAAUGUUCCACAAGAAGAAAGUUUAGAAGAUUCUGAUGUUGAUGCAGAUUUUAAAGCACAAAAUGUAACACUAGAAGCUAUAUUGCAGAAUGCCACAAGUGAUAAUCCAGUGGUCCAGUUGAGUGCUGUCCAGGCAGCAAGAAAACUGCUAUCCAGCGACAGAAACCCACCAAUUGAUGAUCUAAUAAAAUCUGGGAUUUUACCUAUUCUAGUCAAAUGUUUAGAAAGGGAUGAUAAUCCUUCAUUACAGUUUGAAGCUGCUUGGGCACUAACCAAUAUAGCAUCAGGAACUUCUGCACAGACUCAAGCUGUUGUACAGUCUAAUGCAGUACCUCUUUUUUUGAGACUUCUCCAUUCACCACAUCAAAAUGUUUGUGAACAAGCAGUAUGGGCUUUGGGAAACAUUAUAGGUGAUGGUCCUCAGUGUAGAGAUUAUGUCAUAUCACUGGGAGUUGUCAAACCUCUUCUGUCCUUCAUCAACCCCUCCAUCCCCAUCACCUUCCUUCGGAACGUCACAUGGGUCAUUGUAAAUCUCUGCAGGAAUAAGGACCCCCCGCCGCCUAUGGAGACAGUUCAGGAGAUUUUGCCAGCUUUAUGUAUCCUCAUAUACCAUACAGACAUAAAUAUUCUUGUAGACACUGUUUGGGCUCUGUCAUACUUGACAGAUGGAGGGAAUGAGCAGAUACAGAUGGUUAUUGAUUCAGGGGUUGUGCCAUUUCUAGUACCCCUUCUGAGCCACCAGGAAGUGAAAGUUCAAACUGCAGCACUCAGAGCAGUUGGCAACAUAGUGACUGGCACUGAUGAGCAGACCCAGGUUGUUCUCAAUUGUGAUGUCCUGUCACACUUCCCAAACCUUUUAUCACACCCGAAAGAGAAGAUCAAUAAGGAAGCAGUAUGGUUCCUUUCCAACAUAACAGCAGGCAAUCAGCAACAAGUUCAGGCUGUGAUAGAUGCUGGAUUAAUCCCUAUGAUUAUUCAUCAGCUCGCUAAGGGGGACUUUGGAACACAAAAAGAAGCUGCUUGGGCAAUUAGUAAUUUAACAAUAAGUGGCAGAAAAGAUCAGGUUGAAUAUCUCGUCCAACAGAAUGUAAUACCACCAUUUUGUAAUUUACUGUCAGUUAAAGAUUCCCAAGUGGUUCAGGUGGUUCUAGAUGGUUUAAAAAACAUUCUGAUAAUGGCUGGUGAUGAAGCAAGCACAAUAGCUGAAAUAAUAGAAGAAUGUGGAGGUUUGGAGAAAAUUGAAGUUUUGCAGCAACAUGAAAAUGAAGACAUAUAUAAAUUAGCAUUUGAAAUCAUAGAUCAGUAUUUCUCUGGUGAAGAUAUUGAUGAAGAUCCUAGCCUCAUUCCUGAAGCAACACAAGGUGGUACUUACAAUUUUGACCCAACAGCCAACCUUCAAACAAAAGAAUUUAAUUUUUAAGGUUAAUUGAGUGCAGCAUCUUGCUCACGUUCAACAUGAAGCACCACCAGAUGGCUCCCAAAUGAUAAGAAAACAACAGCAACAAAAGGCUCCAAAACAUACAUGCCUCUUCGUUUUGAUGCUUCUAAGCAAGCCAUGUCUCAGUCACUUUGCAGUUGCCAAAAGUCACUCUCACAUGGACUGUAAAUGCAUAUGCAUGAUUUCCUAAACUGUUUUAGAAUUCUCCAUAACAGUCUCAACUACCCUGUUUUCCAUUCCCUGGUGCCACAUGCUGACAACUGCAGUCUCUAGGUUAGGAUAGUGGUGGCAUGUCAGCUGCCCACUGAUAUUCCUUUGGAAAAUGGUGCGCUGUGGAUCAAGACACUUUGGUAUGUUGCAUCUUCACAUGGAAGACUAAAGAGGUGCAGUAUGAUCUGAGCCUCCAUCAUUAUCCUCCACAAACAUAUUUUCAUAUUCUUUAUUUGGAAGACUAGAUUUUAAAGUACAAGCCAAAUGAUUUUCAUUGGUGGAACUGACACAAAGUAACUUAAAAACAGAAACUUGGUUAUUGAUUAAACAGAUAAGUUUUAAAAAAAACAAAAAACAAAAAAACCUGUACUUCAUAUACCAGUAAUUGAUGUGUUUAUUAUCUGCCUCAGAAGCCAGGGUUGGAGGAAGAACUUUAGAUACGGAUGGUGAUGCUUUCGCCGUUAUACCUAAUUUUUAAGAACAGCAAGCCCUAUUUGACCACUCACUUCAGCCUGUGUGUUCCUGCUGUUUUGAAUUAAUCAAAUGCUGUGCAUGGUAUUUUACCUGAGCUGCAACCUGUUACAGACUUGAACUUCUGUUUCAGUUGAAAGCAAGAGUCCCUGACUACAAAAGAGACACAAAAACUAAAAAGCAAAAAGAAAUUUAAAAGCAAACAAAAACUGCAAAGAUCUAAAAGACUCAUUGGUGAUGUUAAAAGAAAAAAAGUCUUGCUUUCAGCUUUCAGGAGUUAAUAUUUUUUGUUUUAAUUUGAUAAUUGGAUAUGGUUGAUUUAUAAUGGGUUUAAACUGUGGAGCUUUCAUGUUUACUGUAAUUUAGUCUUAAAACAUUUUUUACUAGUAACCAGUGCUUUUGAUAAUGUGGUUGGCAACAAACCAGCAAUUAGUGUUAUAAGACUUCAUUGAGUAUUGGGGAAGUUACUUUAGAUCCUACUCUAAAAGCAUUGGCACAUAUUAAAAAAUUCAAACAGGGAUCUGUAUAGAAGAAUAAUCUGUGGUAAUUUAUAAGCUUAAUUUGCAGUAAUCUUUUAAGUAAUUCUACAAAAUCUGGCAUUACUAUGAAAGUCAAUGCUUUUGGCAAAAUAUCUGACCCAGGUAUUAAUGAACAAAUAUGGUUUUAAAAUUUUUUAAACUAAAUAAUUUGUGCUGUUGCAGAAAUAGUUUUGUUGCUCUUGUUUACUGGGUAUAAUUUCCCAAUGUAUUGAUGUGAAGGGAUAGAAAAUCUAAACUAAUUUAGUUAUCUGAUGGGGGUGUAUUUACUGUGAUGAAGAUGAGACAGAUUCCAUCAAAGCUUUACAAAUCAGCUGGGGUGUUUUCACUGAUAAACAACACAUAGCAGGUGUGCAUCAUUUACAAAUAUAUGUAUCUGCCAAGGUGGAGCCACUUUAAAGAGUGAGUUUUGUCUUGUAUCCAAAGUGGAUACAAGCGUAUGUUUAAACUGCAAGAUUUUUACUUGCUAGAGAAUCUGUUUUAAUAUAGUGGUUUGGCCUCUGAUUAUUUAUAGGUUUUAUAAAUUUUAGAAUCAAUUUCUCUUUAAGGUGGCUCAGAUUUUUCAACUCUUGUGCACAUAAAAUUGAGUUGAAGUUCAUUGUGCCUUUUUUUCUUUAUCCAAAUUUGUGUUAAAGCUUCAUAUGGUAACUGCAUCCUGUUCAGGCACUACUGUCUAGAUUUUUGCAACUGUGUGGUGUUCACUAAAAGAAUAACAAAGCAAAUUAAGGUCACAAACUUCGGUGAAACCCUUCAAGUCCAGAUCUUCUUGAAAUUGUAAAUUGUCCCCCUUUCAGUUUAAUUUCUUCCAGGCUCUCCAUACAUAACUGACAGUUACCUUUUAAAACUUUUGCACACGUCCAGAUUAAAAUUGGGCCUCAACUGUGAUGAUUCCUAUUUCCUCUUGUGUUUUAAGUGCAAACUAACAUUUAAGUGAACAUUAGCAUCAAGUAGUGCAGACGUAUGUAUGCAUUUGCUUGAUUCAAUCUGUUGUGACCUUACCAGUUUUUAAUUGGGAUUGCACCAUUUCAUAGGUAAUUGAAACUAAAGUAUAUUGCUGCACUUUUAAGUUUUUAAAAACAGUGUUUAAAAACUGCAUUGUUUUUAUUUUUUUUAAACUCAUUUGAAAAAGACUAAAACCUUCUUUCAAAAGAGGCAUCUAAACGUGUUCCUAAUUUUGUAUAUGGGCUUAGGUUUUGUAACCAAUAAAAAAAAGCUGCUAUCAAA